AUGGCGAAAACAACAGCUGCAUAUGCGAUCUCACUCUAUUAUUCCCUAACAACAUUCUUAACCCUCCUACUAAACUUAGUGUCACUUGCGAACUCCGGUGGACUAAAAAUCACAACAUUGAUCCAUCAAAACUCGCCAUAUUUCUACCCCAACCUCUCAAGUGAAGAAACAGUAAAGCGUUUGGUACUAUUCCAAUCCCAUUCAAGCGGCAAUAUGCAAUCUCGAACACCCACAUCACGAACACCACCCACAUCCCAAAGAACACCACCCAGAAUGCGAACACCACUCACACCCACAUCGCGAACACCACCCACGCCGCAAACAACACCCAUAUCAGCUCACAUAGACGUGCAGACUUAUCACUACAUCGUGAAAGUUGGGAUCGGCACUAUCCCAUCCACUAAUCCUCCGUACAAGGAAUACCACCUACAGAUGGACACUGGAAGCUCCACAGUCUGGAUGCAAUGCCAGGGCUGCACAAAAUGCUUCGACCAAACUCCACCCCUUUUUUUUCCCUACACAACAUCCCAAUCCUUUGCCACCACUGGCGGAAGAACCGACUUUCCCGAGCCCUUCAAUCUCACAUACACAGACAAAUCAACUACCUCCGGCAUUCUCGCCCACGAAACAUUCCAUCUCAAGUCGAAAUCAGGCAACGUGAUGAAAAUCCCCCGCGUCCUUUUCGGGUGCGGCAUUGUAAACAAUAAUAUGAAUUUUCCGAAAGUCAAUGGUCACAACCGAAUUGUUGGGGUCAUGGGGCUCGGUUGGGACUCCCCUUUUCUUACUUCUGUAAAUCGAAAAUUCUUCUACUACCUCCUGCCACUUCCCCUGACGACUUUCCAAUCCUAUCUAACUUUAGGGAACACUGUGCCUACUCCCUCAGUGAAAAUCGGGAGGACCCCACUUCAAAGAAGAGCGGGCACUAAAUUUUAUUCCCUCGACAUGCAAGGAAUAAGCCUCAACAACAAAAGGCUCAACAUAAACGCUAACGAGUUCAGGCUUAACAUAGGCACUACUAUCGACACGGGUUGUCCGGUGACGAGACUCGUGUCGCGCGUGUUCGAUGUUCUGAAACGGGACGUCGAGGCGUAUUUCCUGCAGAGGUUGAAGUGGUUCAAGAAAAUGAAUGUGAGUUACGGUGCUUUGGAGUUGUGCUAUGAGUCGAGCAUGAUGUCUCAGGGGUUUAAGAGUCUAUCGGAUAUUACGUUUCAUCUCGCCAGUUCAAAUGCAGAGUUCGUGAUGAAGCCGCAGGCGACAUCUAAGGUGAUUGGGGUGCAGCGUUUGGGCAAGCCAAGCGAGAACGUUUGUCUGGCGAUGAUUAAGGAUCCCAUGAUGACCAUCAUUGGGGCUAAUUCACAGACCAAUCAAAAAAUUGUCAUUGAUACAAAUAAGAGAGAGAUGCUUUUCAAUCUGCAGGACUAA
Striga asiatica is the source of this 1422-nucleotide messenger RNA. NCBI's taxonomy places the organism in Eukaryota, Viridiplantae, Streptophyta, Magnoliopsida, Lamiales, Orobanchaceae. The record is from the annotation of a GenBank genome assembly.